AUGGCCAAGAGCGAUGCGGCCGGCGCAACCGGGUCGGCACCCGCGAAGCGCAAGCGGCGGAAAACCGGCAAGACCUUCAAGAAGCGGGGCGAGAAGCGCGUCGUGCGCCACGGCGUGGUGCACAUCCAAGCGUCGUUCAACAACACCAUCAUCACGAUCGCCGACGCCGAGGGCAAGGUGCUGGCCUGGUCUAGCGCGGGCGGCAUCGGCUUCAAGGGCUCGCGCAAGGGCACCCCGUUUGCGGCGACGCAGGCGGCGAUAACGCGGGGCACGUACCGGCUCGGCUUCGCGUCCCGGCGCGCCCAGGCGGACAGCUCGUGCGCCACGCCACUCAAGCUAAAACGGCCGGUCUGCAUACCAACGUCCGUCGUUUUCGUGAGACGUGGCGACGUCAUCGCGGUCCGGCCCGCCAGUGCGAAGAACCCGGCCAUCGUCUAUGCGAUGGAGGAGGUCAAGGGCCGCGGCAUUCCGGAGUGGCUGGAGCUGGAUGGGGAGAAGCUGUUGGGCAGCCUGACAGCCGCGCCGACGCGCGAGCAGUUGAACCUUCCGGUGCAGGAGCAGUUGAUCGUGGAGCUCUAUUCCAAGUGA
Messenger RNA from Geodia barretti, 588 nucleotides. Lineage: Eukaryota; Metazoa; Porifera; Demospongiae; Tetractinellida; Geodiidae. The record is from the annotation of a GenBank genome assembly.